ACAGCGCACGCGCAUCUCCUCAGCGACCCAGGAUUUCUUGAAGAAGCUGGUCCCUUUUCGGUCCCUCCCAGUGAUCGGGGGGAGCUGUUAGCUUCGCCAGCAGCUGCAGAGCAGCAGGGGUGGCCCAUGGACCUGCCAGAGAGCCAGGCAGGUGGCCCCUCUGCCGAAAGGUACCUCUGGGACCAGCCAGAGGAGGGGAGCCUGGGGGCGCAGCUCAGCUUAGAGGAACAAAUACUCAACUCCACGUUUGAAGCUUGUGACCCCCAGAGGACAGGCACUGUGGCUGUGACCCAUGUACUAGCCUACCUGGAGGCUGUGACAGGACGGGGCCCCCAGGAUGCACGCCUGCAAACACUGGCCUGCAGCCUGGACCCCAAUGGGGAGGGCCCUCAGGCCACUGUGGACUUGGACACCUUCCUGGUCAUCAUGCGGGACUGGAUUGCUGCCUGUCAGCCGGAUGGGGGAUUAGAGCUGGAAGAGGAGACCGCCUUUGAGGGAACCCUGACCUCCCAGCAACUGCCAUCUGGAUGCCCAGAAGCUGAGGGUCCAGCCAACCUGGAGAGCUUCGGAGGCGAAGACCCCAGACCUGAGUUGCCCACCACAGCUGACCUGCUGAGCAGCCUAGAGGACUUGGAGCUCAGCAACCGCCGGCUGGCCAGGGAGAACGCCAAACUGCAACGCGGCGUGGAGACGGCCGAGGAGGGUUCCCUGCGCCUCGGGGAGGAGAUUGUGGCUUUGCGCAAGCAGCUCCGCAGUACCCAACAGGCUCUGCAGUUUGCCAAGGCCAUGGAUGAGGAACUGGAGGACCUGAAGACUCUGGCCAAGAGCCUGGAGGAACAGAAUCGCAGCCUUCUGGCCCAAGCCCGGCAGACGGAAAAGGAGCAGCAACAGCUGGUGGCUGAGAUAGAGAGUCUGCAGGAGGAGAACGGGAAGUUGCUGGCCGAGCGGGAUGGAGUGAAGGGGAGGAGUGCGGAGCUGGCCACGGAGAAAGAUGCUUUGAAGCGGCAACUCUACGAGUGUGAACGCCUCAUUUGCCAGCGGGACGCCACCCUCUCCGAGCGCACUCGCCACGUGGAGAGUCUGGCCAAGACCUUGGAGGAGUACAGAACCACAACCCAGGAACUGAGGCUGGAAAUCUCACACCUGGAGGAGCAGCUGAGUCAGACCCAUGAGGGGCUGGAUGAGCUACCCGAAGGGGCUCAGGUGAGGAGAGUGGACUGGACCAAGCUGCCACCACCAUCGCUGGGUGUGGAGAUCCAGGCCAUUCAGCAGAAACAGGAAGUGGCAGCCGCCGAUCUCUCCAGCCCUUUGUGUGGCGUGUGGCAGUGGGAGGAGGUCAUCAAUGAGACCAGUGAGGAAGCUGAGUUUCCACCUGAAGCCCCAACUGGGGCGCAGAGAAACUUCCAGGGAGGGCCUGCGUACCCUUGUGAAGGAAGGAAGGAGCGAUCAACGUGGUUGCCCAGAAGAGAGGAAGAAGAGGAAGCAGAGAUCCGUGUCACGGUGGAUCUCCCCAUCCCUCUGGGAGACUCACAUCCUGGAGACAUCCCAGGAAGCCCCCCUGAGAGCAGGCCCUCAGAGCCGGAGCUGCAGCAAGCCCUGGUGCCGGUGGUGAAGGAGCUGGUCCCAGUCAGGAGGCCAGUCUGGGGCCAACUCUGCCUGUGCCCCCUGCACCCCCAGCAGCUCAGGUGCACCCCAAGGUGUCUCCAGAAGGAGGGUGGUGGUCAUACAGGGCACUGCUGGGAUACCACGGGCUCCCCUAGGCCCCCCAAGCACUGUGCUGCCUCCCCACAGAGCCACUCGGCACCCGCUGAUCCCGGCGCCAGUCCUGGGCCUGCUGCUGCUGCUGCUGCUGCUCCUCCUGCUCUCUGUCCGGCUGCUGGGCCAUUCCCCACCCCCCACCUGGCCCCACCUCCAGCUCUGCUACCUCCAGCCGCCUCCAGUGUGAGGUACGCUUCCCGCCGCCUCAGAGCGGCGUCUAGUUCUGUGACUUACCUGGGGCUCUUUUUACUGUUAAUCUCCCACGGGGGUGCCACUGUGAUUUGGGAUUGUCCCACUGCCGGGACUCCAGAUACAGUGCUCCAGGGUCCGCAGCCCUGUAUUGGCUUCUUAUGUGAAGUCUCUUGGUUUUUUAACGUUGACAACUACAUUUCUUAACAAUAGCAAAACACAGCCAAUAAUGGAUUAAGCACUAGUGGUUAUAUUUCCCUCACAAAACAAGUCUGGAGGAGGGCAGUUGUGGACCCACAGCUCAGUCUCCAUAGCACCGGGCCCAGCGUGCUGUGAUUCUCUGUGACUCUCUUGGCCCUUCCCCUGUGCUCAGGAGAUGGCAGGUGUUGUAGCUUCAUACAUCAUAUCUGCAGGGAGAAGGGGACACAUCUCUUCCUUUUUAUAAAGAAAAGCAAUAGCCUUCCCAGAGCCAGCAGCAGACUCUGUCCUGUCGGUCAGAACUGUUUGGUAUGACCACCUCUAGCUGCAAGGGCAACUCGGAGAGCAAGCGUGUCUCCCAGCAGAAAAA
Kogia breviceps (pygmy sperm whale) is the source of this 2515-nucleotide messenger RNA. The record is from RefSeq and is a predicted model, not a curated record. NCBI's taxonomy places the organism in Eukaryota, Metazoa, Chordata, Mammalia, Artiodactyla, Physeteridae.